Messenger RNA from Oncorhynchus kisutch (coho salmon), 5121 nucleotides. RefSeq names its product circadian locomoter output cycles protein kaput. The transcript has 22 exons. Gene Ontology annotation, cellular component: nucleus; cytoplasm; CLOCK-BMAL transcription complex. The record is from RefSeq and is a predicted model, not a curated record. Gene Ontology annotation, molecular function: DNA-binding transcription factor activity, RNA polymerase II-specific; protein dimerization activity; E-box binding. Lineage: Eukaryota; Metazoa; Chordata; Actinopteri; Salmoniformes; Salmonidae. Bases 1068 to 3431 code for a protein of 787 amino acids. Gene Ontology annotation, biological process: regulation of transcription by RNA polymerase II; circadian regulation of gene expression.
AAAAUGCGCAUGCGCGUCAGGAGACCGCGGUAGGCCCUGCUGUUUAUCCAACUCCAGUUCAACCCAGCGCAGAAAAACAAGGAGCAGGAAAAUCCCGAUGAACAGAGAAGAUCCCCGAAGGAAAUCAUCUCUUUUCUAGUCCAGUACCAUAGCGGCUCCAGACGAACCAUGUGAUUGUUAGAGCAUCCGAUGUAGCUGUCAUGUGGUACAUCCACAGUCCAGCACGGCGGAAUGCUCAGCUCAGCAAGGAGCCGUUGACAACGGCUGGCCUUUGACAAAGGAUCCUCCCAGUGACUCUUGUAACUACCCCCCUCCCCUAGGGGGGUCACAGACCUCUGCCAUCCCCACAGUGCCUCCACAUUGGGUGGACCUUCAUCCUACACCACACUCCUCAUCCUCCCGUGGAGUCUGCUAGACAGGAGGUUCAUUCACAAAUGUCUACCUCACGAUUAAAAGGCCCCUCUCCAUAACUGCGACCCUGAACAGGCUACAAAAUGACUUCCAGUAUAGGCGGGGAUGACGCCAGCAGUAUCUUUGAUGGGUUAAUGGAAGAAGAUGAAAAGGACAAAGCAAAACGAGUGUCCCGUAACAAGUCUGAGAAGAAGCGCAGAGACCAGUUCAAUGUCCUCAUCAAGGAGCUGGGUACCAUGCUGCCAGGCAACACCCGAAAGAUGGACAAGUCCACCAUCUUACAGAAGAGCAUCGACUUCCUACGCAAGCAUAAAGAAAUAGCUGCGCAGUCAGAGUCGAGUGAGAUCCGACAGGACUGGAAACCUCCUUUUCUUAGUAAUGAAGAGUUCACACAGCUGAUGCUGGAGGUCAGUGGCACUUGACACACUAAAGUACAGUAGUUUGCACAUCCUUUCACUAAGAAGUAUCCUGAAAGAAAGGAUGUCAGUCCAAGGAUAUCAGUAGCAACAUUCUGUACUGUUUUUGUAGUUAACUGAAGAAGGUUGACAACGAAACGUCUGUGAAUUUUUUUCCCUGCCUGCUGUGUAAGCAAGAAAACCCCCCCACCCUUUUUGGUUUAACGCACCAAGGACUAUUCAAGUUCAAGGUUGAGUGCAAUGGCAUUAGAUGGCUUCUUCCUAGCAAUUAUGACAGAUGGGAACAUAAUCUAUGUCUCAGAGAGUGUUACAUCUCUACUGGAACAUCUUCCUUCUGACCUGGUGGAUCAGAACCUGUUGAACUUCCUGCCCCUGGGGGAACAUUCAGACGUGUAUAAAGCCCUGUCAUCUCACAUACUGGAGGGAGAGACGCUAACGCCAGAGUAUCUCAAGACGAAAAACCAGUUAGAAUUCUGUUGCCACAUGCUCCGAGGGACGAUCGACCCUAAAGAGCCUCCUGUGUAUGAGUAUGUUAAGUUCAUCGGAAACUUCAAGUCCCUGAAUAAUGUGCCUAACUCAACUCGAAAUGGCUUGGAAGGGGUGAUCCAGCGGUCACUCCGGCCCGCUUUUGGGGACCGAGUCUGUUUCAUAGCAACUGUGAGAUUAGCCAAACCACAGUUUAUCAAGGAGAUGUGCACUGUUGAAGAACCCAAUGAAGAAUUCACCUCUAGACACAGCUUAGAAUGGAAGUUCCUCUUCUUGGACCACAGGGCUCCGCCCAUAAUAGGUUACCUGCCGUUUGAGGUUCUGGGUACAUCUGGAUAUGACUACUACCACAUAGAUGACCUGGAGACACUGGCCAAAUGCCACGAACACUUAAUGCAGUAUGGGAAGGGGAAAUCGUGCUACUACAGGUUUCUCACCAAAGGUCAACAGUGGAUCUGGCUCCAGACCCAUUAUUACAUCACCUACCACCAGUGGAACUCCAGGCCCGAGUUCAUCGUCUGCACGCACACUGUCGUCAGCUAUGCUGAGGUGAGGGCUGAACAGCGCAGAGAGCUGGGGAUUGUUGAGGAGUCACCGCCAGAGAUCUCUGCAGUAGAUAAGCAGUCUCAGGACUCUGGUUCUGAGUCUCAACACCAGCUCAACACCUCCAGUCUGAAGGAGGCCCUAGAGGGCUUUGACCGCAGCCGGACGCCCUCGGCCUCCUCACACAGCUCCCGCAAGUCCUCAUCCCACACUGCCAUCUCCAACCCAGCCUCACCUAAGCUUAAGACAGACAGGGGUACACCGGGAUGCCAGUCCGUCUCUGCUAUUGAGAUGACAUCACAGCGAAGAUCAUCCAUCAGCAGUCAGCAAUCGAUGAGCUCCCAGCACACCCAGAACACAGGGCAGAACAUGACCCCAUCCAUGGUUCCACAACAACAACCGCAGCAGCAGCAACAACAACAACUGCAACAGCAGCAACCACCACCUCAACAGCAGCAGCUUCAGAUCCGGCCCAGUGUUCAGUUUUCCACCCAGCUGGACGCAAUGCAGCACCUGAAGGAUCAGCUGGAGCAGAGGACCAGGAUGAUCGAGGCCAACAUCCAGAGGCAGCAGCAGGAGCUCAGGCAGAUCCAGGAAGAGCUCAACAAGGUGCAGGGCCAUGGCCUACAGAUGUUUCUCCAGCCGGGUACAAGUGGGCUGAGCCUGGGCUCUGUGCAGCUGGCACACGGGACCACCAUGCAGCCAGGGGGUGCUCUCACCAUGCAUGGCCAAGUGGUGUCUGCAGGCAGUCUGCAGGGCAGCACUCCACAGCAGCAUACGGUCCAACAACAACCCCAGCAGCAGUCCCAGCCCCAACAACAGAACCUGUUACGAGAAACUAGCUCUGUCCUCUCACAGUCUUCAGUGCGGUCGACUCACUCUCUGCCGCCCCAGCAGAGUGCCCUGCCGGCUUCCCUCUACAACACCAUGAUGAUCUCUCAGCCCAACCAGGCCAAUGUGGUCCAGAUCGCUACAAGCCUGGCCCAGAACAGCAGCAACAACACAGCUGCCAUGGCAAACUUUGCCCAGGACCGCUCGGGACAGAUCAGGUACACGAUGCCACCAACAGGGUUCCCUGCUGGCUCUCAGUUGCUGACUAAGCUGGUGACUGGGCCGAUGGCGUGUGGAGCGGUCAUGGUCCCUACAACCAUGUUCAUGGGCCAGGUGGUGACAGCAUUCACUCCUCAGCAGGGCCAGACUCAGACCAUCAGCAUUGCCCAGCAGCAACCUCAGCAGCAGGAGCAGCAGGCUCAGUCUCAGGCCGAAGCCACACAGCAAGGGCUGGCCCAGCAACAAACACAGUUCCUCCAGGGCCCUCGGCUGCUCCAUGGAAACCAGUCCACCCAGUUGAUCCUGCAAACGGCGUUCCCACUGCAGCAGCAAGGAGCCUUCGCCAGCACACAACACCAGCAGCAGCAGCAGCUACAACAGCAACAUCAGCAGCAGCAGCAACAACUCCAGCAGCAGCAACAACAACAGCAACAACAGCUCCAACAACAGCAGCAACAGGAGCAGCAGCUGGCCUCUCACAGGGCAGAUAGCAUGUCAGGCCGCUCCAGCACACAGCCCCAGUAACCUGGCAACGUCCGAUCAGACAUGUGGACUGAACCAAGUCUAUUUGUCUGUGUGAUGGGGUGAAAAGAUCGGUUGAGAAAGCAGUAUUGAGACUAUGCCUCUAAGACUACCCUGCUUCAACUUGGUCUGUAGAGUUUGUGAUGGAUGGAUCAAUAGAUGGAUCUCUGGCUGCCUGCACUGAACUCAUGAGCCACUGGCGCGUCAGAUAGAAAACAAUGCUGUGCUCACAGUGAGCACGGAGUCGCUCCGCUUCAUGGCCAUGCUUAGAACUCUUUCCCACAGAGACCUCCACUCUAUCGAGGUCCCCUCACCACUGUGACAGGGCCAGUGCUUGUCCCCUACCCUGCCCUCUUGUUGUGUGUUCAGUGUGUGCUCCCGUCGCCCUCACAGAUUUUAUUUAUGCAGGAUGAUCCAGUCUGGAGCUUCAAUCAAGGCUUCAAAGAAGUCCUACAGAGAGUAGACAGACGCCUCGUUUGUUUUCUGGUUUUCUCAUAUUGUUUUUCAUGUCAAAGUAAUUAUGGGUCAGAAAAUAUUUUUAAGAAUGUCAUGUGGAUUGAACUUUUAUUGUACAGAACAAAAAAUAAUAUGUAAAUAUAUGGAAAAAAAGAAAAAUAACUAAUAUUUUAUAUGAUGCAUGAAAUUAAAAGCAUAGUCUGUUAUUUGUAGCUUUGAAUAUACCUUUUUUUUCUAGUACUCUAUGAAAAAAAGAACUUAAACACGCUUAAUGGCUGAUCUUUUCACAGAUUUUCUUCUUCCCAGGGGCCGUGUGUCUUUUUGGGACCGUGGGUGUCUGUGUAGCUGAUGCUGCUGGUCAUGUCACAGUUUGUUUCAUCCUCUUCCUCACUUUCGUAGUUUUAAUAAAACUCCUCUAUUGAGAUUAAAAACAGAAAUGUUUUAAAGUUACAAUAUUUUUUUAGAAUAUAUAUUGUGGUCCAACGCGACAUGUUGAGGACUAAAUAGAUACAUGAUUUUACUCAGAACAAUAUUUUAAAUUGUAAAUAAAGCAAAGACCCAAAGUUGACCAAAAAUACUUUAAAUGUAUCCUAUGGAAAGCUUAUGAGCUCAUUAUUUUCUCUGCCAUCAUGCCUCAUAACAGUUGCCAUAGCUAUUCAUAAACAUGUUUUUACUUUUAAAAAGUCCUUAGUGUUUAUCUUUAGUUGAUUUAAAUAUGAGUGAGGCAUUAUGACUGUUUUAGUGUGGUCUCGUAACGCUCAUAGCGAUGCAUGCAAAGUACCUCUAGGUACAGACUAUACUAGUGCUUUACAAUACUGUACUUUUUUAGCCCUAAAGGCUUGUGUAGAAAAAUGAGUAUUCUCAUGUAAAUAUAUAUUCAAUUACGUUUUAAAUGGUCACAAAAAUGACCUUAAACUCAGAAAUGCAAUUCAAGCAGUGAUAUUUCUGCACAUUAUCCUAUUUCUGCCGUUAGAAAUCUAGUGUCUGUUCUAUGAAUGAAAUGCAUCCCCUUAUGUUCCUACUCUCUCCUGUCACUUGCAACUACAGCAUGUUUAUCUCCUAUUAAGCUUUUUAUGGGUUGGCAAUGUCAGAACAAACAAAUGAGUGAUAUCUCUCCUCUUUAGAACAUUAAAUGAUGGUGGAUCUCAUCAAAUAAGUGCUUGGACAGAAUGCCGCUAGCAAUUGUUGUGAUCUGAGUUCAUCUUCAUGUGUUAAUAAAGUGAGCUUGUCUGUUUUA